Molecule: messenger RNA, 630 nt
Organism: Trichoderma citrinoviride
Lineage: Eukaryota; Fungi; Ascomycota; Sordariomycetes; Hypocreales; Hypocreaceae
Exons: 3
Coding region: 1-630 (209 amino acids)
Source: RefSeq, a predicted model, not a curated record
AUGGCUGCGACAGGCUUCCUUGCGGCAUUCUGCCUCCUUGCCCUCCCGCUCCUCUCGUGGGCGCAUACCGUCAUCGUCUAUCCCGGCUGGCGCGGCGACAACCUCAUUACAAACGAGACGUUUCCCUACGGCAUGCAGUGGAUGUAUCCCUGCGGCGGCAUCCCCCUCACCACAAACCGCACAUACUGGCCCACGACCGGCGGCCCCAUCUCCUUCCAGCCCGGCUGGUUCGUCGGCCACGCGACGGCCAUGCUGCAGGUCAACCUGGGCCUCGGCACCGACGGCCCCGACGGCGGCCCGCUCGAGAUGAAGCACCAGAUCGUCCCGCCCUUUUCCAUCGUCGGGCCCAGCAACAACCCCUUUCCCGGCACCGUCUGCCUCGACAAGGUGCAGAUCCCGAACCCGGCCGACCUGGGCAUCAAGGCGGGCGUCAACGCGACGAUUCAAGUGCUCAUGAAUGCGCAGCACGGGGCUGCCCUGUUUUCGUGCGUCGACAUUACCUUUGUCGAGCCGGGUGACAAGCGGAUUCCCCCCCAUAACGACACCAACUGCUUCAACUCGUCCGAUAUUGGCUUUGCCGACAUUGGCACAAUCACCAUCUCCAAGGGCGUCUUCAUCGACGAUCUAUAA